Messenger RNA from Phalacrocorax carbo (great cormorant), 8145 nucleotides. Lineage: Eukaryota; Metazoa; Chordata; Aves; Suliformes; Phalacrocoracidae. The record is from RefSeq and is a predicted model, not a curated record.
GCCCAUGGGGGCGCGGCGGAGGCUGCCGCGGGCAGGGGCGCACCCCGCGCCCUGAGCCGAGCCGCCGGGAGGGGAGCGGAGGGGGGACGCCAGGCCGGCACUGCGGGCAGGGGCGUGCUGCAGCGCACAGGGGCGGGCCGCGGAGCCCCGCCGUCGGCAGCUGGCUACCCCCGGCACCCUCUCCGCGGCGCGCACACCCAGACAGGCGCACAGACGGCGGUACCCGCCCCUUCUCCCCGUCGCCCUUCUCAUCCCCGUCCAUGGCGCUGAGGUCGGCAAUCCCCCGCUCCUCACGUGGCGGUGGGGCGGCUCGUCGCGGGCACGGACCACGGUGACUUCCCCAACCCACGGGCGGCGGCCGGCGCUGACACUUCCGACCUAAUGGAAACCGGGGGCGAUGCCAGAUCGGCACCUCGGCAGGGAGGCAGAGGAGGAGGCGGCGGCCGUGGCGGAUUUCCAGCGACUGCCGAGCUCGGCGCUCCCCCGGCUGCGGAGACAAGCAUGAAUAUUGCUGGGCCCGCCGGCGGCGGGAGGAGCGGGGCGGCCCGGGAGGCUGCCGCAGCCCCGGGAGCGCCCGCCCCGCCUCCCCGCGCCCCCUGCUCCAGGGAUCCCAAAAUGGUCCAUCAGCGGUUCCUGCGGAGGAGCGUGGUGGACUCGGACCAGGAGGAACCUGCUUUCGACCUUCCCGAGUCAGAGCAUCAGAGGAAAAUCAUCCUGCUCCCUAAAACCAGGAGGAUAAUUGCGGAGAGGGCAAAGGCAGGGCAGAGGGCAGCGGAGAAGGUGUGCCUGGAGGAGGCUGAGCCUUCUGGGGGGCUGAAGGCAGCGCCGGCCCCCGGCAGCGCCGUAGGGGCUGAAGAGCAGAAGGAAGCUGGCAAAGAUGUGGAGAGGAAAGAGGUGGCGGAUGCUUCCAAAGACCAGAGCAAAGCUAAGAAAGAGGAACCUGAGGAGGAGGCUGAUAUGAAAGCAGUUGCCACCUCACUGGAUGGCAGGUUCCUAAAGUUUGAUAUUGAACUGGGGAGGGGAUCCUUCAAAACAGUCUAUAAAGGUCUGGACACGGAGACGUGGGUGGAAGUUGCGUGGUGUGAACUGCAGGACAGAAAACUCACAAAAGUAGAGAGGCAGAGAUUUAAAGAGGAAGCAGAAAUGUUGAAAGGUCUACAGCAUCCAAACAUUGUGAGAUUUUAUGACUUCUGGGAAUCCUGUGUAAAAGGCAAAAGGUGUAUCGUGCUGGUUACUGAAUUGAUGACCUCUGGAACACUGAAGACGUAUCUGAAGAGAUUUAAAGUGAUGAAACCAAAAGUCCUGCGUAGUUGGUGCCGGCAAAUCCUGAAGGGUCUUCUUUUCUUGCACACAAGAACUCCACCAAUAAUUCACAGAGACUUAAAAUGUGACAAUAUUUUUAUUACUGGACCAACUGGAUCUGUGAAAAUAGGAGACUUGGGUCUGGCAACCCUCAAGAGAGCUUCGUUUGCCAAAAGUGUAAUAGGUACACCAGAAUUUAUGGCCCCGGAAAUGUAUGAGGAACACUAUGAUGAAUCUGUGGAUGUCUAUGCUUUUGGAAUGUGCAUGUUAGAAAUGGCUACCUCAGAAUACCCUUACUCAGAAUGCCAGAAUGCUGCUCAAAUUUACCGGAAAGUAACCUGUGGUAUAAAGCCAGCAAGCUUUGAGAAAGUUACUGAUCCUGAAAUAAAGGAGAUAAUUGGGGAGUGCAUUUGCAAAAAUAAAGAAGAAAGAUAUGAAAUUAAAGAUUUAUUAAGCCAUGCCUUUUUUGCUGAAGAUACUGGGGUAAGAGUGGAACUUGCAGAAGAAGACCAUGGUAGGAAAUCUUCUAUUGCCUUAAGACUCUGGGUAGAAGAUCCUAAGAAACUGAAAGGAAAACCCAAAGAUAAUGGAGCCAUUGAGUUUACUUUUGAUCUGGAGAAGGAAACUCCUGAUGAUGUUGCACAAGAAAUGAUUGACUCUGGAUUUUUUCAUGAAAAUGAUCUCAAGAUAGUUGCGAAGUCAAUACGUGACAGAGUGGCAUUAAUACUAUGGAGAAGAGAGAGAAUUUGGCCUAGGAUGCAGUCAGAGGAACGUCGGGACUCUGAAUGUCUGGAAAAGUUGAAGAUGUCGCAUGUGCAGCAGGUCCAGGUCACUUACCUUUCUCACACUGGUCACCAUGUCCUGUCGGAGUCGGAGGAGCCUGAGGCAGACCAGCAUCCCUUUCAACAGAACCUGCCCACCAGUGUCACAUCUGUUGCAUCUGACAGCACAUUUGACAGUGGUCAGGGGUCCACUGUUUAUUCAGACUCCCAAAGCAGCCAGCAAAGUGUGAUCUAUUCGUCUCUGCCUGAUUCAGUACCUACUGCUAUCCAACGGGUGUAUAGCCCACCGCUGAGCGAGAGCCAGGCUGUGCCCCAUAGCCUUCAGCAGCUGGGGCACUACCAGCAGCCCUCAGGACAGCCUGGCCUCCCUGCGGUUCAGGCUGCACCUGCAGUGGUGUCCCAGCGGCCCCAGCACUACCAGGAGCCUGCGAUGCCUUUCCCUGUUGUCCAGCCCACCACUGUUGCCUCCUUGCAGCUGGGACAGCCGCAGCCAGUACUGGCCAGCCAGCAGCAGCAACCCAUAUCACAGCAAGCUUCUCUGCAGCAGGUACUUGCCAGCCAACCAGUUUGUCCAAUCCAGCCUGCAACCCAUCUAUUGCCCCAGUAUCAGCCCCAGACCUCUCAGGUGGCAGCUAGCAGUACACCACUGAAACCCCUUCAGAUUUCAACUGUGCCACAGCUUCCACCCGUGGCCCCUCCCCAGAUUCCUCAGUUUCCUGUCAUUCCUGCAAUUACUCCUCUGGCAGGACUUGACAGCCUUCCUCCAAACCUCUCUGACAUACCUGCUGCAAAUGUGCCCCCCAUACCUGCUCCUUCUCAGUAUUUUGCUCCAGCUGUGAUUUUACCCAGCCUCCCCAUGAACCCCACUCUGCCUAUGGCACCAAACUCCCCUGCCCUCCCCAUGCAGGCAGUCAAUCUUCCUCAUACAACCGUGGCUUCUUUGGUCUUGCCUUGCCAAACAAUAGUGCCAAAUAUGUCAGCUGCUACGAUACCAUUGCUUGCUGUGGCUCCGCCAGGAGUGCCAGCAUUGCCACCACAUCACGGGGUGCCCCAGCUCCCCCAGCAGCAGAUGUACCAGACCACCUUCCAGCAGAUCAUUCAGAACGAAGUGCCCUCUCCCCAUCACACGCAGAGCACUCAAGCAGUAUCCCAGCCGCAGCAACCUCCACCUCCUCAGUCACUUCAGCCAAGCAUAAUUCAUCCUUCAGAACAGACUCUUUCUGCGCCUGGGGCUGGUCACCAGUUGCAGCCUGAACUGUUGCCUCCUCGCGUCGCUCCAGAAGGCAUUUCACAGAUUCAUGGCAGCCUUGCUACAGCUAGUCCGCCUGUCCCCAUAGAUCACUGUCUGACUCUUCAGCCUUCUGGCCUGCUGCAGCUUCAGCCUGAUCUUUCCCAGCCACUGGGUCAGCAGCUCCCAGCUCCCUGCUCAGCUGUCCAGGCAGUUGCAGAGCCAUCUCAAAAGGAGCAGGCAAUACAGGACAAACUUCAAACUCUGUCACAGAGCUGUGAAAGCUACAUGAGUCCAGAUGUUGCUUCGGGUAAAGAGAUGAGUGACAGCUUUGAAGGAGCAAUAGGAAGUGGAAAACAAGAAGGAAAGUCUUCAAAGAAACAUAAAAAAUCUACACGUGCUCGUUCACGCCAGGAGAAGUCAAGCAGACCAAAACUGACCAUAUUAAACGUCUGUAACACGGGAGAUAAGAUGGUGGAGUGCCAACUUGAAACACACAAUCACAAAAUGGUGACUUUUAAGUUUGAUUUGGAUGGUGAUGCACCAGAGGAAAUUGCUACUUAUAUGGUAGAGAAUGAAUUCAUAUUGCAGAGUGAAAAAGAGACAUUUAUUGAGCAAAUGAAAGAUAUUAUUGAUAAAGCAGAAGAUAUGCUCAGUGAAGAUACAGAAGGAGAACGAAGUUCUGAUCAGGGAACGAGUCCCCAACAAGACACUGAUAGACUGGAAAUGAAUGAGGAGAAGCGGCAGUCUCAAUUGAAGACACCUGUCUAUCAACAAAAUGUUUUACAUACUGGAAAAAGGUGGUUUAUUAUAUGCCCUGUUGUGGAAAAUCCUACUACUGAUGCACCAGAAUUUUCUCCACCGGUGCCUCAGAGUACACAGCAAUCUGAAGCUCCAGACCUGGAGCAGAUGGAUGAUCAGCAAGUGAGCUCUGUGGUGACGGAUCCACCUGUUGUCUUAGCUGGUCAGCAGCUUCCCCUACAAGCAGGUGUAUGUGACAGCCCCAUUGGAGCCUCUCCAUCUUUGGCACAAGUUCCUGCUGCAGCAUCUUCUGCCAGUUUACCGAGCCAGGCAGAGUUUUCAGCUCCAGCACUACUGGGGUCUGCUCCAAAUAUUCUAGAGCAGGUGGCUGCUAAUGGAGGUCAGCUGGAGUAUUCUCCACUGAAGUCAGUGAUGCCUGCUCAGCCAGGUGCUCCUGCCCCACAUGCUGCCUUGCUGGAGGAGUGUUCUGAUGCUCUCCUUGUUCCUCAGCACCUGCAGCUGCAGGCUGACGAGGGCACCUGUGUCCCUGAUGUAGAGAUAGCCUGUUGCAGUGUUGGGCCACACAGGUCAGUCCCGGCAGCUCCUGCAAAGGUGGCAGAGCUCUGCCCGCUCCCUGUGCUCCCGGAUGCCAUUGUUUUGGAACGGCAGCCUGCGGCACAGGUGCCUCACCUGCCAGAGGCCAGCCAGACUGGUAUGGUGCAGCAUCCUUUCAUGAACCAAGCGUUCCCUGCAGCUGCUGCAUCCGAUCCUCUCAGUCUGGCAGGGUCUCAGCUCCAGAGCCCUACUCAGGUACCAGUGGCUGCAUCCCAGCAGCAUGUGAUGCUGUCCCAGGUGCAGCCUGUAGCCUGCGCAGGAAUCAGUCUGCUGCAACAGCAGCAGCCAAGCACCGCUGAGUCUGAUGGAGAGGGACCACCCAGGGUGGACUUUGUUGACAACACAAUAAAAAGCCUUGAUGAGAAAUUGCGCAAUUUACUUUACCAGGAAUAUGUUCCUACUUCUUCUGCAUCAGCAGGGACUCCAGACACCUCUGUCCCAUUAGAACAGGGUGACAAUGAAUUUAACUUGCCACAUCUUCCUGAAGACCAAGUUUCCACAUUGACGUUGGAUUUGAGAGAGCCAGGCCAUAGCAUUGCAGAUACUGGCCAGGAGGUGAAAGCUGCUGCUGAGGCCCAGUCAGAGCCACUCAUACCAUCUGAGAUCUCACCCUACCCGAUACUGUUUGAAAAGUCAGAGGUCAUUGGCAUCAGUGCUCAUUCCUCAGAAGCAAGAGGUGGGUCAGCAAGCAGAAAAGGUUCAGCUGCAAGCUUCACUUCAGCUCCUGCUACUACAACAAAAGGCCUCCUUCAGGUUGCACCUACAUCAUCAAGCAUAACUAAACAGAUGGAAACUUCUAAAAGGAACGAGAAAGCAAAGACUGUGACUUCGUCUGCACACACAGAUAAUGUAACACAGAUAUCUACAGCAGAUGGGGUGAUAAAUAACCUUCAAAGGGAUGACUCUCUAGACUCUGGUUCCUAUGGAAAACAGGCUGAAAUUCAUGAUAGCAGUACACCAGCCAAAACUAUUGGCAGGUUUUCAGUAAUCAGCACGCAGGAUGAAUUAACUUUAACGGCACCACACUGCUUAAGGUUCUCGGCACCCCCAGAUGUCUAUUUGGAUGAGCUACCUUCAAGUCCUGAUCUGAAGACAGCUGUCCGACGGGUGCAGACAGCCUCUUCUGUCGAUGUCCUCUGUGACCAGGGUUCGAGUGAUUCUGCUGAUGAGCCUUUCCAUCUUCAGUCAGCUGCUGCUGUCCAACUGUCCCCCCCAAGCAGUAGUGCAGCCACUGACUUAAUUAAAAAAGCAGCUGCUUUUCUGCAAAGAUCUGGCAAAGCUAGCUCACUAGGCCUUGAUUCACCAAAUGGGCAAGGAACAAAAAUUCCUACCAUCAACAUAACAUCUUUCCACUCACAGUCAUCCUACGUGAGCAGUGACAAUGACUCAGAAUUUGAAGAUGCAGAUAUGAAGAAAGAAUUGCAGAACCUGAGAGAAAAGCAUAUGAAAGAAAUUGCUGAACUUCAGACUCAGCAGAAGAAUGAGAUAGAGGCACUGUAUAUUCGGUUAGGGAAACCCCUUCCUCCCAACCUGGGGUUCCUUCACUCAGCCCCACCAAGCAGCCGUCGCCGAAGAACCAGCAAAAAUAAACUGAAAGGCGGAAAACUGUUAAACCCUCUGGUCCAGCAGCUCAGGAGUGGAACAUCAAGCACAAGUAAUCUUUCAGACUCUAAAGACUUACCCCACAAAGAAACAACUAAAACUCAGCCUGGAUCUCCUGAAGCUGCAGCAGUAACUUCCCCUGCAUCAGCCACCUUUGGAAAGGCUGUUCAGACACAGCAGCCGUGCUCUGUCAAAGCCUCUUUGUCUUCUGACAUCUGCUCUGGCUUAGGCCCCGAAGGAGGUGACGUGAAUGCAAGCUCUGGCCAAGGCUGGACGGUUUUCCACCAAACGUCUGAGAGAGUGACCUAUAAAUCUAGUAGCAAACCUCGUACCAGAUUCCUCAGUGGACCUGUGUCUUUGUCCAUCUGGUCCACCUUGAAACGACUAUGUCUAGGCAAAGAUCACAGUAGUAGAUCCUCGACAAACAGUCUCGUAAUGUGUCCUGAGCCACUCCCGCAAUCAACUCUGCAGGUUCAGGCCAACAACAGUAACAACAAAAAAGGGAUGUUCACAGACGAUCUUCAUAAGCUGGUUGACCAGUGGACAAGCAAAACCAUUGGAACUGCACAGACAAAACCUUCUUUAAACCAACUGAAGCAGAACCAAAAAAGGCAAGAUAUGGAGCCAAAGGCUAAUCCCAUGCAAACACAGAAUGAGACAUGUGGAAUUCUGAAAUUGAGAUCAUCAGCAACUGACACGUGGCCCCCUCAGCUACGGUGCCAAGCGCGAGGCCCUGCCAUGGCUAAGGAGGAGGAAGAGGAAGAUGGGAAGUGAUUUAUCAUGUGUGAGAAAUUCUGUGCUGUUCUGGUCCAUUCAACGCAAUUUUGUAACUUCUUUCUAAUCAUUUUUUUAUUUACAGUUGCAAAUACAAAAAUGUUAUGCAAAAAAAAAUAAAGGAGAAUUAUUUUGGGGGAAAAGGAUUUUGUUCCAAAUCGUUCCCUUCUGUUUUAAGCCAGGUUCCCAUGAGCAGUGGCUGGAGAAGAGGGAGGAAGAGGAGGCACUCCUUCAAAUACUUUUUGUUUCACACAGUUAAUUGUAAUUUAAGUAAUUUUCCAAAAGAUAAGCUAGGCACAUGUAUUCAGAUUCUAGUACAAGGAAGAUAAGUUCCAAUUCCAUUUAAAUUUCACACAGUUCUUUUGCGAAGAUAAUAUUCUAUUUUAAAUCCACUUAAAUCAAGUAAAGAAACCUACAGAGACUUCACUGGAGAGUAAGUUUGUACUUAUCACUUCCCUUUUUACCUCUUUUUUUUUUUUUCUUAUAAACCAGCCGUGUUUUCUUGCCAGAGUUAAAAACAAUUUUCAAGUCACUUCUAAUUUUAAAUGUAAGGCUAGAAUCCUUCUACAGACAAGUCAGUAAUUGGAGCAAUUUUUAAAAGACUUUAAAGUGCCUUCAAGAAGCUAAAAUUAUGUAGUGGGAGAUUUCUUCUUUUUGAUUCCCUGACGAUGGGUUUCAGCUGUUUCCUGGGUUGAGGUGAUGUAUAAAGUAGUUUGUAGCAAUAAUCUCAUGAGUAAUCAUUUAUUAUAAAGGACUACUCAACUUUUUUUUAGAAAGAUGGGUUUUAGCACUGUUCCUAAGGAGUGGGAAAGACUGCUGCUCUUGCUGUUACAUUUGGCCCCCCAACUCUUCUGACCCUCUGCUGCUAUGCAUCCAAGGACCUCAGUUGCUUCCCCCUUAGACAGUUUGAGACCACAAUGUUCUGACCUUUUCACUCUCUUGUUUUUGAUACCAGAGAAACAGGAAUUUCUAUUUGCCCAUAAGACUUUUAGUACCAUCCUUUCUCAUAGCUGGAGCCUGGUGUAUUGUUUCAUUGUUACCUGCCAUGUCUGUCUCUUCCAAAUCUCAGUUCUAAAUAAUAAAUCUUAUUUUGAUGCCGUU